AUGGCGCUCUUUUCCAAACGUCUGACCUGCUUUUACUGUGGGCGGCGCGCUUCCCAGCCCGUUCGGGGGCCGGUUCGCAAAUUCCACUGUGAACAUUGCGAGGCCGAUAACUAUCUGGACCAGAAUGGAGAUAUAACAGAUCCUCCGGCGGAGGACACAAAUCGCACGAUCCCGGGACCCGACGUCUCGAGCCCGCCCUUCGGAUCGACUGAUUUCACAAAAUCCAAUUUGUUUUGUUCGCAAUGUAUCCGCAACCAGCAUUUGUUUCGAACAUCACUAGCCGGCUAUUUCCCGCCUUCCGAUGACCCAACAGAUGCCGAAUAUGAGCGCGGCUACGAGCAGUUCAAGAAAGGCCUCGAGAAUACAUACCCCCAAGUGUGCGAUGCCUGCGAGCCCGGUGUUCGGGAAGAAAUUCGUAAGAAGGGGUACGAAGCUAAGGCAGACCAUCUUCGGCGCAUGAUGGACCGCAGCAGAGCAAGCAAGGCCUUAAGGCAGGUUAGGGAUCGCAGUUGGCAAAGCUUGCUUGUUUACGCCGGCGCCUUUGGAUACUGGACCAGUGUUGGUGGCCAGCUUGCAUGGGAUGUGACGAGUGCUUUGACCAGCCCUUAUCCACAGUACGAUCUCGGAAUGUCUUCAGACGAGCCGGUGUCUGUCUUGUCUUGUGUGAGGCAGGCAGUUCUGGUGCGACGUCUUCCAAGUGAAUGCUCGUUUGACCUGGCCCCUACAGCAGGCAUUGCGCUUGUCGCGGGGAGUCUCUCGCUAUGGUGGAACCCGAAGUUGCGCAUGAAGAUAGAGGGGAAAAACGGCAGAUUUGCUGGUCUUGGGGAGUACUACCAGGUGCAGCUCAUUGCACUUGUAGCGCGGUGUGUUUUCUGGGCACUGCUCAAGGACCCAUCUGCAAGCGGACUUGAGCCUACAUUACCUCCCGCCUUGCAUAUUUUUAUGAUCAUUUUCACACUCCUGUCAGUCGUGAUUUCACGUCGUGUUGUUGAUUACAAUACCCGGCCGCUGGUGGAUUGGUCCGACGACUCUUGGGAGAAGCCCUUACGAAGCGCCGGAGCAUCUCCUAUACCCGGCUCCAGUGCCUCAAGGUCUAAUAUCACACCGAGGCCCGCCAGCGGCCCAAUCGACCAGCGGUUUCCAUUGGAGAGAUUGACAUCAGAUUUGCCUUCAGCGAGAAAGUCGCCAGCAUUUCCUACUCCUCCCCCAGAGGUUGACGAAAUGGAAUGGACUCCAUCAGCCCCUCAGCCAAUCAUUCAACCGACAGUGAGUGUCUACCAGCGGAACCAGCCUUCGGUUUUUGAUGGUCCUUCCCCGUUCACUGGCAGCCUUCCUGCCGCUCCUAAGCCACCAGCGUGGAAUCUCCGCGCUCAAACCUCGACAAAGCCAAUUGAGCAGGUCGUUCAACCAAACCCAUUCCACAAAAGUCCAUCCAACCCACCAAAGCAGUGGCAGGCGAAUCCCUUAAGCCCGGAACCGGCGUUUAGGCCCCCGACAUUCUUUCCAACGAGUGAUUUCAAUACAUCAACUGGGUUGGAAACAUUAUUCGAGCGUGCCUUCGACAUUGACCCUGAAGGGCCUAAGAGGGAUUGGAAUCAAUCAACACCCAACCAGAAACCAUACAUCCGUCCUUCAAGCCGUCUUGUGUUUCAGUAUCUUCGACUAGCGCUGUUGUUGGGAUCCAUGGCCGCCUGGACCUUCUCCCAGAAUCACCAACUUUCAAUUCCAGGAAAUUACAUCGAAGCUUGUGCUUUAGGUAGUGCAAGUCUGAUUGCGGGCUUCGCUCUUUUGGAAGCGGUGAAAAGGCCUCUGGCUCAUUGGAAUGGCAUGGAAAUCUUAGUCUAUAUUACCGAGCUUGCAGCAGCUGUUCACCUCGGAGCUCAUCUGCCACAAGCAUCCUACGAACGAGAAUACUUUGACCGCUAUGGCAAACUGCUACUCAUAUUCAUGGCUGUUCAGGAAGGCCUUGGAGUGUUGGCCUCCUACAAAGAGGCGUCAACUCUCGCGUACCCUGAAAAUCAUCAAUCGAACAGCCCCAUGAUACAACAGCCUGUGUCACCGCAACCCUCGUCACCGCAACUGUCGUCACCACAUCAAAAUGCUCUUGCUUGGUCUCCAACCCAUUCCACGUUCAGCAGCCCUCCUCCAGCUCCUUCCAUCGCAUCGCAUUCAGAAGCCCCCUCCCUUUCUUUUGCAACCACUGCUGGCAGCUCCAGCUUCUCUUCAGGAUUAUCUUCUACAUUGCCACCUGCUCCAAAUUACCGGAUCCCUUCUUCCCAGAGUGUGAAUCGCUUUCCGUCACCUCGGAAAAACCCACACAGCUUCACGAUGAGUGAUCUCCGAGAGAACGACCCACCUUCAGACUAUGAUCAAGACUCGGAUAAUGAGACUGUGGCCACUACCGCUACGACCAUGACCGAUGCUACCACCCGCAACAUUCGGUACGGCCGAUAUCCCAACUCGGAGUACAAUUCUCCCUUUUCUCCAAGAAGAAACGAACUUGGUCCUGGUAUUGGCGGUCUGAGUUUGGAGGACCGUCCUGCUUCUCGGCGCAUUACACGCAGCCAAACACAGCAAGGCCUAAUGGGGCGAAGGCUCCCAGGUCGUGCUAUCAGAUGA
Messenger RNA from Penicillium canariense, 2619 nucleotides. RefSeq lists its product as uncharacterized. The record is from RefSeq and is a predicted model, not a curated record. Gene Ontology annotation, cellular component: mitotic spindle pole body; microtubule organizing center attachment site; chromosome, centromeric core domain. Lineage: Eukaryota; Fungi; Ascomycota; Eurotiomycetes; Eurotiales; Aspergillaceae. The transcript has 2 exons. Bases 1 to 2619 code for a protein of 872 amino acids. Gene Ontology annotation, biological process: nuclear inner membrane organization.